This is a messenger RNA of Spirodela intermedia, 3118 nucleotides long. NCBI's taxonomy places the organism in Eukaryota, Viridiplantae, Streptophyta, Magnoliopsida, Alismatales, Araceae. The record is from the annotation of a GenBank genome assembly.
AUGGUUGUUGCUGAGGUCUGCCAAAUUUCUAUUUGAUUUCUUUUUUUUUUGGGUUCAUUUAAAUUUUAGAGUCUUGGUCUAAUCUGAACUGUAUUCUGAGAUAUCACAUGCUUCAAAGUUCUCCCUGUUAUACUGAUGUACAUCUUGUCCAAUGGCUUUUGUUCUUUCUUGUCCAAUUUCCUUUUUGGCUUUUUCUGAAGCAAAUUAACAUUGCUUUUUUUCCGUCCACAGGUGCCAAAGCUGGCAUCUGGUGCUGAAUAUUUCUUCAAGAUGGGUGUUGAAGGCAAAAGAUUCCGCCCCACAGUAAGAACUACAUUGAAUUUUACUGUAUUAGUAGGUUCCAAGACUUGGGGAUUAUAGUUGAUAGCUGUUAUCAAUCUCUACCUUUAGGUUCGUCUCAUUUUAGCAUUUGAUUUUUCAUGGGUAUUUUUUCACCAAUGAUGAUUUUUUUUGGUUGUAUGUAGGUCCUGCUGCUCAUGGCAUCUGCCCUGAAUGUUACAUUGCCAAAUUCUUCUGCCAAUGAUGCAGUUCAUACUUUGUACAAAGAUACACGCGCAAAGCAGCAGUGCAUUGCAGAAAUCACUGAGAUGAUUCAUGUUGGUUAGCUUUAACUACGUUCUUGUUUACCCACAUGCCUAUUUCUUCACUGUCUUUAUAUACACGUGGGUUUGUACUCUUCCUCAUUUUGCUGAUUGGCUCUCACUUGUUCUGCAGGUGGCCAGUCUCCUGCAUGACGAUGUAUUGGAUGACGCAGAAACAAGGCGUGGUGUUGGCUCAUUGAAUUUUGUGAUGGGGAACAAGGUAUCUAGAGCAUCUCUAUGCUUGCUAGGGCUGCGAUGAUCAUAUGAUUUUUGAAGUAUCAAGGAUUUUUAUUUAUUUUUUAUUUUUUUACUUCAUCUUGUUAUCCCGGAUUGGUUCAGUUCUUCGCAUUUUUGGUUCAGUUCUUGAUAUAUAUAUAUUUUUAUGUGUAUCAACCAGACGAUUGGAUGGCCUAGUAAGAUGAUUUUUAUGUUGGAAGACAAGUCUUUGAGUUUUUAUGUCUGCCUCAGCUUGCUGUUCUUGCGGGGGAUUUUUUACUCUCCAGAGCUUGUGUUGCGCUUGCUUCAUUGAAAAACACCGAGGUAAAUUGCCAUCUUCAACAUGCCUUAUGCUUUCCUUGCUAUAUUCCUUCAAGAAAUGCUGCUUCUCUGCUCUCUCACACAGAAGAUACCAAGAUUUCAUACCAUUAUAGGAAAUGGCAACCCAACUGAGACCAUGUUCGAAUGUGGAGAUAUAUGCUGUUCAAACUCUAUUUAAAAUCCUGGUCGGAGACCAUUGAUACCAUAAAAUAAGGUUGGAAUAUUGGAAAUCUUGGUGUCCAAGGAUGAUUCGAGAUCUUAGUUGGGGAAUUCAUGCUUUGGGCUGUGUUUCCUCUGCUGUAAUCAUUGGCAUAAUGCCUUCUUAGCUACAUAUAUACAACAACAACAUUAUACAAAUGCGCUUGUAUCUUGGGACCAUCACUAUAGUUGGUGGUUGGUGCUCAGUUUCACCUCUGAUUGUGCAGGUCGUAUCUUUACUAGCGACUGUUGUGGAACACCUAGUGACGGGUGAAACCAUGCAGAUGACCAGCACAUCUGAGCAACGUCGAAGGUAGGGUUUUUACUCUAUAAGAAGAAUGGUUUCCUUUUCCCACACUGAAUAAUUAUGGAAAGCUUGGACAUCCAAUGGGCCCCCUUUCACAACUCUUGUUUAUUGUUCAUAUUUUCUCGGAAGUUCUACAUAGACAGCUAUGGUAUGCUAAAUAUCUGAGGAUGCAUAAGAUGGGAAGCAUGUGGGUAUAUUGGGAUGAUAACUCAGUGUCUUGCUGAUUAUCUCACUUUCUUCUUCCUCCACAUUUUCUGAGUAAUAUCCAGUUUUAGCCCAGCAUAAAUUUAUCUUAUCCACAGUGGGUUCACAGUAAAUUUACUCAUAUUUUCUUAGACAUAAUAUUCCUUGCUAUAAAGUUUUAAGUGUAUUAUCAUGUGUUUAUGUGCCACUGUUUCUCAUGUCUGAGCAGCAUGGAGUACUACCUGCAGAAGACAUACUAUAAGACAGCUUCACUGAUUUCCAACAGCUGCAAAGCCAUCGCCCUCUUGGCAGGCCACACAGCAGAGGUCUCUGUGCUUGCUUAUGACUAUGGCCGAAAUCUGGUUAGUUCCCCUUCCCCCAGCAGGGUCUGUGGCGGUCUUCCUGUCGGAUCGCGAUGAACGCGAAGAACUGAUGCAAAGAUUUGCUGCUGUGCUUCAGGGUUUGGCGUAUCAGUUGAUCGACGAUGUUCUUGAUUUCACCGGCACAUCGGCCUCUCUGGGGAAAGGGUCCUUAACAGACAUUCGCCACGUAAUGUUCCUCUUUCUAGUGCAGUCAGUAAUGGCGUCGCACCAAAGUUUUGUCUUCCUUAUCUGUGUUCUGAAAGGACUAUGAUUUGAAGAGGGUGAAACAGAGGAUGUUCAUGUGGCUAAGCGGGAUGUUGUAGAUCAUGCUUCGUUUUUCGUUAUAUUUUGCUGAAUUUUUCUACCCCUUGGUUUGCAAUCAAUCUAGGUGAUGAGAUUGCCUCGUCAUGCUCUUACCUGUUUGAGCAUCCAUCCGCAGGGAAUCAUAACAGCCCCUAUAUUGUUCGCCAUGGAGGAGUUCCCCCAGUUGCAGAAGGUCGUCGAUCAAGGGUUUGAGGACCCUGCAAAUGUUGAUCUGGUAAGUUCAGGAGGCUCUGUGGCUGGGGUCCCAAACCCUAAAUCAGUGAGAGAAUUAAUUUGGGCUUGAUUUUGAGUUCUGGGGAACUGAAUCAAAGAAAAAAGUGGAGUUCCAAAGUUUGUGGACGAUCUCGUGGGAAGCAUUCACUUGCGAUCCCGCCGGUCUUUGUUUUUGUUCUUGAAUAAAAUCAAGGAAUCGAUCGAUUGACUCCGCUGCGAUUUUCACCAUGCAGGCGCUUGAUUACCUGGGGAGGAGCCGAGGGAUCCAGCGGACGAGGGAGCUUGCGGCGGAGCACGCCGGCCGCGCUGCCGAGGCCAUCGAAUCGCUCCCGGAGAGCGACGCCGACGACGUCGUCAUCUCCCGGCGAGCUCUAAUCGAUCUCACCCGCCGUGUCCUCACCAGGACCAAGUGA